AUGUUCAAGGCCCUCGCCCUCGCCGCUGCCGUCGUCUCGGCCGUCUCGGCCGCGGUGGUACCCCGUGCCAGCGUUCCUACUACCGUCGGCGUUGAGAACACGGGUGGAUAUGCGACGUACUACUACCAGGACGGUGCCUACGGCGCGUGUGGCAACAUCAACCCCGAUAGCGCCCACAUCGUUGCCCUUCAGUCAGCGCGCUACGAUCCCUCCCUAUGUGGUCACACCGUUUGGAUCCAGAACCCGGCCAAGAGCAUCACGAUCAGCGCUGUCAUCGCGGAUAACUGCCCCGGCUGUAGGAACUCUGAAUCGCUCGACCUUUCCGUUGGUGCAUGGGAGGCUCUCGGGCAGAGCGAGGCGGACGGCACCGGCAUCCCCAUCAACUGGUGGCUCGUCAACUAA
This is a messenger RNA of Peniophora sp. CBMAI 1063, 402 nucleotides long. The record is from the annotation of a GenBank genome assembly. NCBI's taxonomy places the organism in Eukaryota, Fungi, Basidiomycota, Agaricomycetes, Russulales, Peniophoraceae.